Molecule: messenger RNA, 1867 nt
Organism: Pleuronectes platessa (European plaice)
Lineage: Eukaryota; Metazoa; Chordata; Actinopteri; Pleuronectiformes; Pleuronectidae
Product: C-C chemokine receptor type 4
Exons: 4
Coding region: 565-1578 (337 amino acids)
Biological process (GO): chemotaxis; G protein-coupled receptor signaling pathway; immune response
Cellular component (GO): membrane
Molecular function (GO): chemokine receptor activity
Source: RefSeq, a predicted model, not a curated record
AGACUUACCUCGUCUCGCACCUUCCUCGCCCUCAAACACAUAGUGCCUAGGUGGGGAACGUGUGUGUGUGUGUGAGUGUGUGUGUGUUUACGCUUUCACAGGAAGUGAGGGUCGGCAUGGGUUGUCAGAGCACGUGCUUUGGUCUAAGAUGAUAGUAAAAGAAAAAAGUUAGAGCUGUGGUUUGAAUGAGAUCACAUGAAUUUGAUUAUGAUCAUAGUAGGAGGAGGCUUGAGGUAUUUCUAGAAAGAUAAAACAUUGAAGGAUUGUUUUUGUGUUUAAAAUGCCAAAAUGUUUGUUGCAGAAGGCUUUAACACGUGAGUCACCAAAUUAUGAUUUUAUCUGAAAAGUUCAUCCUAAAGGGCAGGAAAGUCCCAGUUGUUAGAGGUGCUAGGAACACACUUCAUUACUAGAACACAGUCAGUGCUGGGAAAUACGCAUUUUGAAUGAAACAGCCCUGUUACUGUUUUUUGAAGAUAUAUCAGUUGUUACAGACACUUGAAUGAAGGAAAAGCUUUUUCUCUUUUUGGAAUCAGGAUUCAAAAGAGCUCAUUGUUGGUGAACAGUAUGGACGCAUCAUACUCAGAUAUGUAUAACUAUGAUGACAACACUUCCGACUGUGAGCAGUAUCCCGGCCCAGAGUUUUCAAAUGGAUCCACGGUCUUAACAGUUCUUUACUACCUGCUAUUUUGUCUCGGUCUGCUCGGUAACGUCACAGUCCUCUGGGUUCUCCUCCGCUACAUAAAGUUGAAAAACAUGACGGAUGUGUGCCUCCUCAACCUGGCCCUGUCUGACCUCAUGCUGGCUGUAUCUCUGCCCCUGUGGGCCCACGACCCCCAGAACCUGGCGUCGUGCAGGCUGAUGACAGGAGUCUAUCAGCUGGGGUUCUACAGUGGCAAUCUGUUCGUGACCUUGAUGAGCAUGGACCGCUACCUGGCCAUCGUCCACGCCGUGGCAGCGAUGCGUGCCAGGUCGCUUCGCUACGGGAUCAUAGCUAGCAUCGCCAUCUGGGUUGUCGCUGGAAUCAUGGCAACACCUCAGCUGAUAUUUGCCUCCUUGGAGAUAGAGGCAGAUGACCCACGUUGCGAGCCUCUGUACCCUGAUGACAUGCUGCAGUUCUGGAAGAUGCAACGAAACUUCAGUGAAAACACAGUGGGCCUUUUCGUCUGUCUCCCCAUUAUGAUUUUCUGCUACGUGAAAAUUCUUGUGGUGCUGUCCAGGUCCAGGAACUCACAAAAGGGCAAAGCUGUGAAGCUGAUAUUCAUCAUAGUGUGUGUGUUUGUGGUGUGCUGGGUCCCUUACAAUGUCAUCGUUUUCCUUAAGACACUGCAGCUCUUUGAUAUGAUGAACGACUGUGAUGCUUCGAAAACCCUGAACUCUUCCAUGUGCUUUGCUGAGAUCAUUGCAUUGGCUCACUGCUGUGUGAAUCCGGUCAUCUAUGCCUUUGUCGGGGAGAAGUUUAGGAAGUCACUGGGCAAGGUGACGGCGAGAUGCUUCUGCUGGAGUUAUCAGAGCAGAGUGGCUUUCAGGGACACCACAGAGAAAGAGACUUCCAACACGCCCGUAAAAUCAGAUUACUGAAGAUUGUAAAACAUGCCUGGUGGCUGUGUUGUGGUGGUGCGUGCUUGUGUGGUUGUGAUGAUUCAGCAGUGUGUGUGUGUAGUGUUGGGUAGAUGAUGCUUGUUAUUACUGUAAAAUGGUGCACUGAUAAUUUCCAGAAACGAGGGAAUGAUUCAGUUUUGAAUGUGUACAGAUUUUAAUGAUUUUUUUCUUCAAAUCAUGUAAUUCAAAGUAUAUUUGGAACUUGUGCAAUUGUAUUGUUUUUAUAAAAGACAAUAAAUAAAGCUCAUCGACCUCUUAUUUCCGCAAA